GUUUAUCCUUCGAAAGAGCAAUCGUUAACAAUGAUGACUUCCUCCCUGGUGCUGGUGCCGCUGUUGUUGGCUGGGGCAGUCCUGGCUGACACCUGCACGCUGCCCGAAGCCUCCACAGAGACCUUCAGCGUCACCACGGAGCACAAGAAGUGGUACCAGCAGUACCGCUACCCUUCAGCAGCCCUGGACCCCCUGGGCUGCCUCAUCCUCACACAGGACCCUGGUGAGGCUGCUAACCAGAUGACGCUCAGCGGUGCCUUCAGCCAGGACCCAUCGGCUGCUGUAACGGCCGACGUCACUAUCGAGGGUAACAGACUUCACAGCACCUACUACGGCAAGUACGGUGAAUUGUUGACCGCUGAGCGAAACCUCGUCUAUGGAAGCGCAGACAUCUUCAUUGAACACUUCUGCAUGGUGACUGGCGACGAGAUGACAUUCAUCUUCACCACUGCGGAGAAUCCGAGUGACGAUCUGAUCAACCAGAUAUGGACUGAGGUCGACGCACGCCCUGAAAUCGACAGAUCCAAAUUCCAGGAAGUCAGUUGUUAACCGAUGUCGAUCUCUGAACUUAAAUAAAACAACUUCUGCAUAAGCAA
This is a messenger RNA of Schistocerca gregaria, 596 nucleotides long. RefSeq lists its product as uncharacterized. The record is from RefSeq and is a predicted model, not a curated record. NCBI's taxonomy places the organism in Eukaryota, Metazoa, Arthropoda, Insecta, Orthoptera, Acrididae. The transcript is spliced from 6 exons. The coding region runs from base 31 to 549 and encodes 172 amino acids.